Molecule: messenger RNA, 5171 nt
Organism: Sceloporus undulatus (fence lizard)
Lineage: Eukaryota; Metazoa; Chordata; Lepidosauria; Squamata; Phrynosomatidae
Gene: GP5
Product: glycoprotein V platelet
Exons: 2
Coding region: 68-2128 (686 amino acids)
Molecular function (GO): protein binding
Source: RefSeq, a predicted model, not a curated record
UUCCGGCCAGAGACAAGCUGCUCCCCAUGUUUUCGGUUGGUGGACAUGGCUGACCUUUGAGGCCAGGAUGUGGCCGCUUCCUUCCUCCGCUGCUCUGCUGUUCCUCUUCUCCCGGCCGGCCAUCGCAACCGCAGCCUUGGCCUGUGAGUACCUCUUCCGGGAUGCCUUCCGGUGCUCAGGUCCGGCUGUCCAGGACCUGGCCGCGCUGGGCCUCCCCACCAACGUGACCCAGAUGCUGAUAACGGACACGAGGGCCACGGCGCUCCCGCCCGGCUUGUUCUCUGGCAUGACCGUCCUGCAGCGGCUCAUCCUCUCUUCCAACCGGCUCUCCACCGCUUCGCCCGGAGCCUUCCGUGGCCUCUCCAGGCUGAAGACCCUGAAGCUGGACAACAACCGCCUGGGGCAGUUGCCUGGGGGGCUCUUUGAGGGUCUGGCUUGCCUCCAGCAGCUGAUCCUGGAGAGCAACCAGCUGUCCACUCUCCCAUCGGUCAUCUUUGAUCCGCUGCUGGACUUGCAGGAGCUCUUCUUGAACAAGAACCUCUUGGCCCAGCUUCCCAAGGGGCUCUUCAGAAACCUGGCCAAGCUGAAAGUGCUCAACCUCUCCAGGAACCGGCUGGCAGCCUUGCCUGCAGACCUUUUCUUGCCCUUGUCGGACCUCCGGAGGGUCUUCCUCUACUUCAACCCACUCCCCUCCCUUCCCUUGGGACUCUUCUCUGGCCUGGGGGAACUGCUGGAGCUGCGGCUCCACUCCUGUGCCCUCCAGGCCAUCCCUCCAGGGGCCUUUGACCAUCUCCACAAGCUCCAGACCCUGACCCUCUCCAGGAACCGGCUUCCCUCCUUGCCCCCAGGGCUCUUCCUCUCCCUGGGCAACCUCUCCCUGCUGACCCUGCACCAGAACCCCUUGCGCUCCCUCCCAGCCAGGCUCUUUGGGGAGACCCCUAACCUCCAAAGCCUCUGGCUCUAUGAGACAGAGCUGCCCACCUUCCCGGCCACAACGUUCAGCAACCUGACUGGCCUGGAGAUGCUGGUGCUGACCCGGAACCCGCGCCUGAGUGCCCUCCCAAGAGAGGCCUUCUGGGGCCUCCGACGCCUCCAGACCCUUUCUCUGCACAGCAACAGCCUCUCCAGCCUGGCCAGCGGCACUUUUGCCGGGCUGGAGAACCUCCAGGAAGUCUCCCUCUUUGGCAACCGGUUUGAGGGCCUUCCUCGGGAUAUUUUCAGCCCCCUCAAUCGCCUGGAGACCCUCUACUUAAACAGCACAGGGCUGCACUCCCUUCCAGGGGAUAUUUUUGCCUCCUUGCUAGGGCUGAGGGCAGUCUGGCUUGACGGAAAUCCAUGGCACUGCCACUGCCGGCUGGGCCCCUUUGUGGCCUGGAUCCGGAAGAACCGGGGACUUGUGGGGAACACCACGGCCAUGACCUGCCAAGACCCUCCGGCCUUGCGGCACAUGCCUGUACUAGCCAUCCCGGAGGCCCAGUUUGUCUGCCUGGCCACCACAGACCCCACUUCCCAGACCCCCAAAGGCAGCACCCCAACCCCUUCUCCUUGGAUAACUGGACCAGUGGCUUCCACAUGGCCACUGACCCAGACCCAACUUCCGGCUACCUGGUCCGGCCCCCCUAUUUUCUCCAGCACAGAAGCUACCCUCAGAGAGAAGGAGACUGACCCCCGGUUGCCCCCAGCCACAUCACAAAUGCCUUCUUCCACAGAUCAGGGCCACCCCCCAGAUCCAGGGGCCACCCCCAAAGUCAGUAUCCCCCUGGCCAGGGGUCAGCGCUGGCGGUCUUUUGGCUUAAGGGGCCCCAUUGGUUGGGUUUUCUUCAGUCUCUAUCUCCUGGUGCUACUGACCCAGGCUUUUGCCAUGGCACUGUUGCUGUGCUCUGGCCUUUGCUUCAGGCGCAUCUGGCGCAGGAGGGGGGAUUGGGGCCCUGCCAGACCACUUCUUUUGGGCUCAGCCUCGGGGGGCACUGGGGCAGGUGCUCAGGAGCAACUGGCAGGCCCAGUCUAUUGCACCCUUGGGUUGGUGUUGGCCAGUGCCCAGCGCAGCCCUCUGGCUCUCCAGCUGGGGCAGGUGACGGUCACGGUACGCUCAGGCUCCCUCCCAGUGUCCCAAGGGAGCCGGCUUUGAAGGGGCAGCCAGGGUCCUCCUCCUCCUCUCCUCCUCCAAGUGUGGCCAGAGAGAGCCUCUCCCCUCGGCCCAAGGCCCUUUGGAGGCUGCACCUACUUUCCUUCCCUGGCAAUCCUGGCCAAUGUCCAGUGCAGUGGAGACCCUGGCCUGGCAUGGCGCUGCCCCUGAGAAGGGUCUCCAGGAAGGUCCCCUUACCUUGCCUCCUGACCUGCUUGGAGAACUGGAGCUCUCCGUAGGAGUUUGGUCUAUCUGUGCUUUCUCUCUCUGUCUAUUUAAUCAAUCCAUCACUUAUGCCUUCCUUUUCUCCUGAAGUUGGGAAUCAUCUUACCAGGUGAAAACAAAGACAGGUAAAAAUGUAUAUGUAUGAUAGCUAAACAGGUACAAAAGUUAUGAUUACAGUACAGAGGGCCCUUGGUAUCUACAAAAUCCGUGGACGCUUGAGUCCCAUUAGAUGCAAUGGCAGGAUAACAUGGAAUCCCUUAUACAAAAUGGCAAAAUCAAGGUUUGCAAUAGCAGUAGCUCUUUACAGCCCUAUCAGUGAACUCAGCACCUCUAACCAGCCUAGUUUACCAUCUGCCAGCCAACGGCCCCCAACAAGCCGGGGGCUCCUUUGGCCGACCGGCGAAAGGGCGGACGGCUGAGUGGACCUUGGAGCCCUGCCUGGGAUCGAACUCACAGCUUUGGGGCUGCGCUCUUGGCAUUUAACCCCUGCACCAACUUUUUGGAAUUUCUAUAUUUUUAAAAUACUUUCAAGCCAUGGAUGCUUGAAUAUGUGGAUUAAAAAUCCAUGGAUAAAGAGGGCUGAGCCUAGUAUUAAUCUGUCUGUGGAAUUAAAACAGGUUAAAAGGUAAGUUUAAAAGCAGAGUUGAAGCAGUAGAGCUCCUUUGCAUACAUUUCGCUGCAAGCUUUUUAAAAUCCCUCAGGUCUGGUUUUACGGUUGGCAGGUUGGCUUCGUCUGUUUGCAGCCCGGCGUCUUUUAAAUUCUGUGUGUUGGAUUUUUAAAAAACACUAUUUUCUGUUUUAAUCAGAUUAUUUUAAUAGUUUUUUUAAAGUAUUGUUUCAAUGUGGUGUUAUAUCUAUAUCUAUAUCUAUAUCUAUAUAUCUCUCUCUAUAUAUAUGUGGGAUAAAAUCCUUGACAUGGAAACAAAUAAUGUAUAUGUAAUGUGUGUAUCUAUAUCUAUCUAUCUAUCUAUUUAUCUAUCUAUCUAUCUAUCUAUCUACACACACACACACAAACGGUAUUUGUUUCCAUGCCAAGGAUGCCUGGUCCUGCUGCAGAGGCGCCCCUCUUUUAGGGGGGAUCCUCGUUGGGCGGCUGGAGAAGUACACAAAGUACUGUACACGCUGCCUUUGUGCCCUUUCCUCCCUCCUUGCAUUGCUUUAAUCCGUCUGCAAAGCCACCUUCAGCCUGUGCCAAGAGAGAGAGAGAAAGGCAGGUUGCAAAGGGGAUAAAGGCAAUGAAGAGGCCAGGAGAGAGAGGCCAGGGAUGGAGAGGAGGAGGAGGAGGAGGAGGCCCUGCUUGGCUGCCUGCAGAGGGAGGGGUCCUUUGCCCCCCCCCCCGUCCAACAUUUCCGCCUUCUUUUUGGGAGGAAUUCCAAAACAUCCGCCAUCUUUGUAUUUUAAACUAUUUGUUUUACUAUUGCAAUAAUUUAGUUCCUUUUUAAAGGACUUUUCCCUAUGUUUUUAAUGUCGUGAAGCCGCUCUGGGUCCCAGUUCUGGGAAAAGAGCGGGAUGCAAAGAGCCAUCCUCCUCCUCCUCCUCGUCUUGAACGGGGCAAAGAAGCGCACAUUUAUAUUGGAGUGUUUUUAGCUUUUAUUUGAUAAUGCCCUACAUCUUUUUGGGACGCCCUGCAUUUUGGGGUGCCUUGUCCCCCUUUGUGCUGAGGUCCUGGCCACCCUCUUCGUCCCCUUCCUUCCUCCGUCCGGCCAUCUCUCCCUCCAGUCCUGGACUGGAAAACCCCGAAGCCCAAGGGCUGACCCCAAACCCACUCCUUGGGCCGAGGGGCGUGAGGGGCGUCGUGGCGCAGGGCCUCGUGGACCGCUUUAGGGUCUCCUCCCGGCAGCCACUGUGUUUCAAUGCAAAGCCUCAAGUGCCCCGUGUCUUCUUGCCGCUUCGGCCAUUUGGAAAGGGCUCUGGGUUGUUUCCUUCUGGAGGAAAAAUAACUCAGGGCAGUUGUGUACAAUAUCAGAGGCUGACCCUUUGACAUGGGACAGUACCCAUAUUUCCAGACUGUCCCAUUGGUACAAUAUGAACAAUAUGGCUUGAAGAUCCCUGUAUAAACUGGCUGCCAAAACCAAGCCAAGCCAAAGAUUGUGUCCCGGAGUGUGAGAAGUCAUAGGAUGAACUGCUGAAAGACCAACAUUUGCUGCCUAAGAUUGCUUCGUCUGAGAAAUAUUCGUGGGGCGGUUGUUUUGGGAUCCAGUCCUUCUCUACAUGGACCUAACGUUUUGCAUGAGUUCUGUCACGGAAGAAUAAUUAUUAGCUCACUAUGUUCACUCAUGAAACUUGUCAUCAUCUUGUUUUUUUAAUGCAUAGGGAAUAUCCCAUAACCCAGACCCGCUUCUGCUCUCUCUGUUAUGCCCCAUGUUUGUCUCAAGGAGACAGGGCCAGCCUAGUUACUACAAGAACUCCCAAAAUCCACCAGAGAGGGAUGGCUUUGGGUUUUUGCGGGUUCUGGAGAUGCCAGCCUCAGAUGCUGGCAAAACACCAGGAAGAAACUCUCCUAGAGCAUGGCAUUCACAGAGCCCCCCAAAAAACCAUGGAUGCCGGCCAUGAACGCCUUUGCCUUCACAGUGAUACCUUUAUUGGCCAACCAAAAUGCAUGCUCACAAAGCCCUACUGGCUUCUUUGUCAAGCAAAGAUCUUUAGACCGGUACAGGAUUUCUAUGGGGCUUUUCCUCCUGUCUGAUCUGAGAUGAGGAAGGAGCCAGCGGACCUUUGAACGCUUGCAGUGUGCACUUGGUGAAUGUUGGUUGCUCCAAGGAAGCUAUCACUCUCUGCUGCAUGGCCAACCCCAGCUCCCCCGGAUAGGUCUUUUGGGGCG